GUCACUUCCGGGCGCGGCGGUCCCAGGUCUGCUCACAUUGCCCCUUCGGGAAACGGCUCUGGUGGCUGCACCGCGUUGGCCGGCCAAGGCGGGGAGCAGCUGCCUUUGGAAGUAGCGUCACGUGAUCUCGGUGCCCUGGGAGGCGUGGGAGAGGCCGGCUUCCGUCCCUGGCCGCGCGGGUCGAAUCGCCGGGCCCGCCGAGGUAUGUAAUCCCAUCUACUCUGGAGGCUGAGGUGAGACGGUCACAAGUUCAAGGCCUAUACUGCAGAUCAAGCUCAAGUCCAGCCUGGAUAGUGAAUUCUGAAGAAGACAAUGAAUUGCGUGUUAGUUGUUCUCUAAGUGUUUGGACUCAGCAUUGUGCAGGUUUGUUGCCAAGUCUGAAGAGGAUGGCAACCCCUUAUGUCCCAGUUCCUAUGCCCAUAGGAAACUCUUCUAGUUUUACAACCAACAGAAAUCAAAGGAGUUCUUCCUUUGGCAGCGUCUCAAGUUCAAACUCUUCCAGAGGCCAGACUGAAGACUCAAGCAUGGGUAACUGUAAGCAGACAAGCACUCUUGAGCAGAUGGAUGGUGCUUCCUCUGUCUGUAGCAGUCCUCUCAUUAGGACUAAGUUCACAGGUACAGAUUCAGCCAUUGAGUAUUCGAGCAGACUGAGAGAAACUGAAGAACCAAGCCCCGAAACAGUAAAUUGGGAAGAGAGACCAUCUACACCCACAAUACUAGGUUAUGAGGUUAUGGAAGAAAGAGCCAAAUUUACUGUAUAUAAAAUACUAGUAAAGAAAACCCCAGAAGAGAGCUGGGUGGUUUUUAGAAGAUACACGGACUUCUCUAGGCUUAAUGACAAAUUAAAGGAGAUGUUUCCAGGCUUUCGAUUGGCACUUCCUCCAAAACGCUGGUUUAAAGAUAAUUACAAUGCAGACUUUUUAGAAGAUAGACAACUGGGAUUACAAGCAUUUCUUCAGAAUUUAGUAGCUCACAAGGACAUUGCUAACUGCCUUGCAGUGAGAGAAUUCCUUUGUCUGGAUGAUCCACCAGGUCCAUUUGAUAGCCUAGAAGAAAGCAGGGCUUUCUGUGAGACUUUGGAAGAGACUAACUAUCACUUACAGAGAGAACUGCUGGAAAAGCAGAAGGAGGUAGAGUCCCUGAAGAGGCUGCUCCGGGAGAAGCAGCUCCGUGUGGACGCCCUGGAGAGCAGAGUCAGAUCAUUGUCUUUAGAAUCUGAAGAAUCCCUACAUGUGUCAGGAAUCAAAGAUGGACAGAUGCUAAGGGUGGAGUCCUCUGCACGCGCUGUUGAUCGGGCUGUCUUGGAUGAAGAAUCUAGAGCUGCUAAUGAGCCGCCCUUUACCUGUGGUGCAGCUGAAAGUGCAGUAGCAGAAGUAGAAGUCGCGGAGUUGGCGUAUGACGGCGAAGAGGACUAAGCGCGGCGGCGGCAGUCCCGCACCCUGUCGGAGCAGCUGGGACGGACCGGGCGACUGCUCUUUCACAGACAGACCGAAACACCUCCGGAAAACAGCAAGAAUGCACAUGUAAAAGUUUACGUGAAGAUUUUUGUAAGUUAUUAGGAUAGGAAAUAUAUUCACUGCUGCUUUUCUUUUUUAUCCAGCCCUCUAUUUAAUACACUGAAAAAAAAAAAAAACUCUAGCUAGAAUUCUGUUAUCAAGAUCCACAUUCUUAAAUAUUGUACAUAAAUUGUUACAGAGUCGUACCUGUAUAUUGCUCUCUACUUUUGUGUGUGUGUGUUGUAAAUCAGCAGUUAUAUUGUCAAGUGAAAAUUAAUUGCAUGUUACUAUCUGGGUGAUACAUAUCUUUGUGUCUCUGAUGUAUUUUAUCUUCAUUGAUGGUUUAAAUCAGUGAACACCACAGUGAAGAUAAAAAUAACAGUUUCAAAUAUUGACACGUUUAUCAUCUCUAAAUAAAAAUUGUUUAUUUGAAAUGUUAAUACUAUUUAAAAGAAGAUGACUUUGUAGAACCAAAGAAAAUGUAUUUUAAAGAGCUAUAAUCAUACAAGUAAAGUGGCAAAAUAGCCUUGAUUUAAAUACUGAUUCACUAAUAUCAAGAUACAAGUGUUCCAGUUUCUUAAAAUGUUACAUUUGGUUAUUUUCUAUAUAAUCAGCUUAAAUCUCCACUUGCAGAUUCAGAGGGUUUGCCUCUUUCAGAACACUACCUCUUUUUGCUAAUCAAGGCAUAUUCUUUUCAAAAUACAUAGAGUUCAUAGGCCAAAUGAGUACAGAAAAAAAAAAAAAAAAAGCCAUACAUGCAGUGCAAAUUUCCUAACAAACUUGACUCCUGGUAUUGCAUUUUGGUUUCUGUAUAAGUGACGAUGUUGCUGUUCUGUAUUGUGGCUGGUUUUUGUUUUGUUUUGUUUUUAUCAUAUUUAGCCAACUGAUGCACUUUAUGAUAAUUAAAUUCUUUUGUGCCAAGUUUAACUGGUGAAUAUCUUUAGGAAGUAGAGCUAGCUGAAGUAUAACCUUUCCUGGCUCAGUUAUCAAAGAAGUCUCCUAGGACCUGUGAGGCAGCCAGAGAGAAAAUAUUUGCACUUCUCUCCGCUCUGUGCAGUUUCUGACAUAACCGUGUUUUGUGGGGUCGUGUGAGCUUGCUUUCGUCUCGUCUUGCAUCUGGUAGGUGAUAAGCGUCGCAAUCAUAGAAGCAGUUUGAAAUCCCAGUUGGUAGUGGAACUACAUAAGCUUUCUAAAAUCUGAAGGAAUCUUACUAGAAAGCAAUCUUUUUUAAAAAAAUGUUAUUAAUGUUGUAAUGUGCAUAUUAAAAUGUGGUUGUUUAAAGUUCUACUGACAGAAGUCAGCACAUCAAGUGACUGUUAAUACUUUUUAACAAGACACCUAAGAUAUUAAGCCUUUAUCAAAAUAUGUAGGUAUGCUCUGAAUCACAACAUUUCCCACAAUGUGUAAAAAGUAUGUUUACUCUUCUUGGAGACAGAAGCAAAGAUAAUAAACAAGUCUACCUAUUCAUGUUAAAUUAUUUUAGGCUUUACAAAAAGAUUAGUUGGUACCAUUUUGACUUUAAUAAAAACGUGAUCUUUGCCAAAUCCCAGAUUUAUAAUGCUACGUGUUUAUUUAAAAGAUGCACACACUUCAAAUUCGUCCUCUCAGAAGAUUACAUUUAAGAUUCGGGAUGAGUCAUGAGAAAGUCUGUUUAUUAGGUAACCACUGCUAUUUAUAUUUAGUCGGGUUUUUUGUUAUUUUUAUAAUGCUUUUUACUCUUGAGUAUUCACUGAAUAAAUUAUUUUCUAUAACAA
Messenger RNA from Jaculus jaculus (lesser Egyptian jerboa), 3250 nucleotides. RefSeq names its product sorting nexin 16 (gene Snx16). Gene Ontology annotation, molecular function: phosphatidylinositol binding. The transcript has 9 exons. Bases 387 to 1415 code for a protein of 342 amino acids. Gene Ontology annotation, biological process: protein targeting to lysosome; early endosome to late endosome transport; endosome to lysosome transport. The record is from RefSeq and is a predicted model, not a curated record. Lineage: Eukaryota; Metazoa; Chordata; Mammalia; Rodentia; Dipodidae. Gene Ontology annotation, cellular component: early endosome; late endosome; extrinsic component of endosome membrane.